AUGAUGCAAGCCAAGAAGAUCAAGUACGACGUCAUCGGACUGACCGAGACGAGACGACGUCACGCUCUCAACGCCGUUCAUGAAAAUGGAGAAGAACUGUUCUUAGGAACAUGCGGCAGUAGAGGUGUUGGUGGAGCUGGCGUCCUAGUGAGUAUGGCAAGGAGCAUCGACUCUUUCGAACAACUUACGACCCGAAUAGGACGUGUGCGGAUGAGAAGAUGUGGUCCAACACCACCUUUGACUAUCUUCGUCGCUUACGCUCUAACAUUAAGCUACGAUGAAGAAGUCGAAGCUUUCUAUAUAGACCUGGAGAAGUUCUACCGUGAAAAUCAUGUCUUCUACAAAGUCAUAAUUGGCGAUUUCAGCGACAAAGAAGAUUCCGCAAAGGACAACAUCGACGAGGAAUAUGACCGGCUCGUUGAACACCUUCACGACUGCGCGAAGAAGGCUGAGAGCUUUAAAACCACCAGGAGACGCCUAUCUCUUGAAACUCUUGAGCUGAUAUUCCGGCGUGGAGCAGCACGAGCCGCAGGGAACCAAGAACUCACUUUCGAGUUCGCAAGGCUUUGCAGAGAGGCGAUAAAGGAAGACUUUAAAGAAAGAAGAGCAGAAGUCCUGGGUGAAGCUGCAGAGGCGGUUAAAAGCAUCCGCUAUGCCCGCCGAGACUUCGCCAGUCGCAAGACGUGGAUGACUGCUCUCCGGAACCCGAAGGGAACAACCAUUGCAUCGAGAAGGGGAAUGGAGAAAAUCAUCUACGACUUCUACUCUGAUCUCUUCAACAGCCAUGUCCACUUGCCUCCUCAAAAUCUGAGGGAAGACGAACAUGUCAUUCCAGGGGUUCUUCCGUCCGAAACACGACGUGUCAUCAUGUCGGUAAGAAAUCGUACGGCACCCAGUCCCGAUAGAAUAAGACCAGAACAACUGAAGAACCUUCCGCCAGUACUCAUCAACACCCUGGUGAAGCUCUUUACACGUUACCUGUCGGAAUUCAAGGUUUCUAAACAAUGCAAGACCAGCAAGACCGUGUUGUUGUAUAAAAAUGGAGAUCCACAUGACAUCAGCGACUAUCGCCCAAUCUGCUUACUGUCCGUGCGAGUAUCACGAAAGUACAAGGUGCCGUUCUGUCUCGCCUUCAUCGACUUGAAGAAGGCAUUCGACUCAGUUGAGACGGAAGCGGUCGUGGAAGCCUUGGACAACCAAGGCAUCCCUACUCGGUACAUACUUCGGGAGUUGUACAGUAACUUCACGACCGGAAUUUCGCCAUUCUACAAGAACAUCAUCAUUGACGUGAAGAGGGGGGUCCGACAGGGUGAUACAAUCUCACUCAAAAUAUUCACAGCCACCCUCGAGAACGCAACGCGAAAGUUGGAAUGGGACGACAUGGGAGUGAAGGUUGAUGGUCGGCAGCUACACCAUUUGCGCUUUGUUGAUGACAUCGUACUGAUAACACCUAGCAUCAGCCAAGCGGAACAAAUGCUGACCGAAUUCGACGAAACAUGUGGAUGCAUCGGUCUUCAACUGAAUCUACAAAAGACGAUGUUCAUACGGAACGGAUGGAUCUCGGACGCCCCAUUCACGCUCAACGGAACGAACAUAUCCGAAUGCACCAGCUACAUUUAUUUGGGUCGCGAGUGA
Necator americanus (New World hookworm) is the source of this 1635-nucleotide messenger RNA. RefSeq lists its product as uncharacterized. The coding region runs from base 1 to 1635 and encodes 544 amino acids. The transcript is spliced from 3 exons. NCBI's taxonomy places the organism in Eukaryota, Metazoa, Nematoda, Chromadorea, Rhabditida, Ancylostomatidae. The record is from RefSeq and is a predicted model, not a curated record.